UAUGGUUCCGUCGGACAUCGUUUCUGUUUAUUAGCGAUUGACGUUUAUUGUUUGUAUUAUUUUGAGGAACUGUCAUUAAAUUUUAAUGUAGUCUACAGAUAAAUAUACACAAGUAAUUUACCUUGCUAUAGACUAAAUGGGCCUAUCAAGGUUGUUUGUUCGUCAGGUGCGCACGAUACAACGGCAGGCGCGCAGCAUGAGCUACCAGCUGAAGUUCGACAAGGCGUUCGUGAACCAGAAGUGGGUGGCAGCGGCCAGUGGCAAGACGUUCGAUGUCGUGAACCCCAGCACGGAGCAGGUGGUGGGGGCGGUCCCGGACAUGGACGAGAACGACGUCUCCAAAGCCAUUGACGCAGCCGGCGAAGCAUUCGCUGCGUGGGGCCAGACCACCGGCAAGGAAAGGGCAGGAGUAAUGAGGAAGUGGUACGAGCUGCUAGUGAAGAACCAAGAUGAACUUGCCAAACUCAUGUCGGCGGAAUGUGGCAAGCCGCUCAGCGAGGCCCAGGGAGAAGUUGUGUAUGGCAACUCGAUGAUUGAGUGGUUCUCAGAAGAAGCUAGGAGGAUACACGGUGAAGUUAUCAGCAGUCCAGUGAAGACCAAAGAAAUGGUUUUAAUACGGCAGCCGUUGGGGGUGGUUUCCUUGAUCACGCCGUGGAACUUCCCGCACGCCAUGAUCACGCGCAAGGCGGGCGCGGCGCUGGCCGCCGGCUGCGCCUGCGUCAUCAAGCCGGCCGAGGACACGCCCCUCACGGCGCUCGCCCUGGCCAAGCUGGCGGCGGACGCGGGCGUGCCCCCGGGGGUCCUCAACGUGGUGACCUGCGCCCGGCCCGGCGCCCCGGCCGUGGGCCGCCUGCUGUGCGAGCACCCCCGCGUCGCCGGCAUCUCCUUCACCGGUUCCACGGCCGUCGGGAAGGUGCUGUACCGCAACUGCGCGUCUGGCGUCAAGAGGAUAGCGCUGGAGCUGGGGGGAAACGCGCCGUUCAUCGUGUUCUCCGGAGCCGACCUGGACAAGGCCGUGGACGGGGCCGUCGCGUGCAAGUUCCGCAACUGCGGGCAGACAUGUGUCAGUGCCAACAAGUUCUUGGUGCAAGAGGAUGUGUUUGACCAGUUUGUUGACAAGCUGCAGAAGAAGAUGAAGGCAUUGGUUGUUGGUGACCCAUUUGCCCCAGGCGUAAAUCUAGGACCACUCAUUAACAACAGCCAGGUCACUAAGGUGACGCAGAUAGUGGAGGAUGCAGUGGCGAAGGGAGCAGAGGUGAGGCUGGGCGGGAAGCAGGUCCCGUCGCUGGGGAAGAGGUUCUAUGAGCCGACCCUCCUGCUCAACGUGGAUCCCUCCAUGGUCUGCUACAGCGAAGAGAUAUUUGGACCUGUCGCUGUGUGUGUCAGGUUCAAGACUGAGCAGGAAGCGCUCUCCAUCGCGAACAGCACCAAGUCGGGCCUGGCGGGCUACUUCUACUCGAGUGACAUAAGCCAGGCGUGGAGGGUCGCCAAGGCGCUGGAAGUGGGCAUGGUCGGCAUCAACGAGGGCAUCAUCUCCGCUGCAGAGGCCGCGUUCGGCGGAGUCAAGGAGUCGGGCUUCGGGCGUGAGGGCUGCCACCACGGCAUAGACGAGUUCACCUACGUCAAGUACCUGUGCUUUGGCCUGUCUCAGUAGGCAGUGCGCAAGCUCCGAGCUACAUCCGUGUCUUCCAUUACCUUCUAUGUGCCAUAUCAAGUGAUAUUUGAGUGUGUUUACAUACACCACAUGGGUGAAAAUCUUUAAGAUUCCCAGGGGGGCUCGGGGGAUAACGUUUAUGAUUCCUAUUUCACACUUGCAAGUGCAAGCGGAGCCCCUCAGAGAGGAGAUUUUUGAUUCUUUGGGAACCCAAAAAAACUCCCCCCCAUAUCUACCGAUCUACACCCAUGACCGGUGUUGUUCAUGCUUAGCUGAUAGUUGUAGCAAUUUGCAGUGAAACAUUUUUUUUUACACUAUUUACACAAACAAAUAAAAUAAGUUGUGUAGGAAAGUGUAAAGUAAGGUACAUUUAUAUUAUGUGAGCAUUACUUUACUCAGGGUCGCAGGAAGAUGGAAUAAAAAAACAGAAAAAUGUAAAACUUGUAAAGGGAAAGGGGUAAGUGUAAGAAAGGGUAGAGUUCCACUGCUAUAUAGUUAGGGGCCGGAAAAAUUUGCAAUUUGCGAUAGAUGCGAUUUUUUUUUGCGAAUUUUGAGGUUAGAUGCGAUUUUUUACUAAUUGUUGUUAUAAAUGCUAUAUUUGCAAAAUCGUGGUAAAAUUGCCAUUAUCGGGCGAAAAACCACUAUAGAAUUCAACAACACGGCUUGAACACACAUUCCUCAAAGUAUUGUUUUUGAAAAUAACCACCAUAACACAAUUACUGUAAACAAUAGCUUCUGACAAGGCUUGUUGAAGGAAUAAAAUCCGAAUCCUAACCUUAAUUUAUAAAACAUUUCUUAACCAAAUAUCACACAUGAUAGUAUAGAAUAAGUAAUUUUGUAAAUUUAGUGUUUACGAUUUACUCAAGUUACCGUUGAAUGUUUAGAAAAGAAUGGUCACACUACUUAUCGACGCAGUUAUUUUGUUUUGUUAGAUCACGUCACGUUCGCCUACGUUCGCCAUUGCAUCAUGUGUUGUCUGUUCAUGAAGAGUAUCCAACCUAACAAAACAAAAUUUCCCGGGAAGCGCAUCACGGAAACCAACAACCUAGAAAAUAUCUAGGUCAUUGAUGGGAUCGUAGUGAACUUGCAAAGAUAAAAGGGAAAAUAUUUUAAAUGCUGAAAACUACUACAAAUAUUUUAGUACAGUACGCGGUUUUUUACAUUUGUUGAUAAUCACUUUAGUCUUCAAUUUUUUUUUUCUGAUCAAUAUUUUACAUAGAGACAAAUCAUACAUUUUGUGGUGCACGUUUAGCGUACUGAAGUUGGUCAACUUGAAUUGUCCGUUUGUUUUCAUCUGAAAUUACUAGUGGUCAAACGUUUGUUUACAAAUACCGUUUAAUGAUUUUGGUUUGUGUUAAAAUUCGUCAUAAUGGGUAGAAACACUAUUACAACUUCUUGUAUUGUUAUGUAACUAAUAUCUUAAGCAAAUUUCUCAAAAAUAGAUGCUAAUUUCUGGAAAAAAGAUGCUAAAUUUCAACAUCAUAAAUGCUAAUUUUGUAAUAAAUAGAUGCUAAUUUUCCCAGGCCCUAUACAUAGUUUUAUUAAUAGUUUAUUGACUUUAAUAUUUACACUUUACAAGUUUAUGUACAGAUGGAUAUUAAGGCUGAUAAGUUGAAUGACUAGGCUUUGGCUGGUUCCAUUGUCUUUAACUGAACUCUUUUUUGAAUUUUGGAUCAAUUUAAUUGAUUCCAAAGAAAUCUAAGCAUUCAGAAACCAAUGGUUUUGGAAUGGAAGCUGGUUGAUUCUUUCCCAAUACCUCGAAUUUGUGAAUGUUGAAAUGGCGUUCAGAUUUGAUUUUUCAAUUGAUUGUUUACCAAUUAUUUGGGAUUACCAUUAAUAAGUCAGGGUAUUUUAUUAAGAGUCAUGUAGAAUUACUCAUACUCAGGUUUUUGUUCCGUUUAUUAGGAAUCUUAUUCAAUUAAGCAAUUGGACACAUAUUAGGGUCAUGUGUCUUUCUUUAUUGUAUGAAAACAUUUCAAACCCUGCAAUUCAUUAGUUUAUAUAAAAAAAACGUUAUGUCAAAGCUUUGAUCCCCAAAUUGAUAAACACUACUAACACAUAUGUAAGAGCAAAUUUGUGUAAAUACAGGUGUCACGAAACAAACAUUCUAUCGCCCAACUUCAUCCCAUGUCCGAGGACUUGGAGGUCGGGCAGGCGGUCUUCAUCUACGCUGCCCGCCACAAGGCAGCUGGGUUCUUCGGGUCCAGCUCUCUAAGCUGGUGGCUCUCUACAUGGACAGGUUCCCCCCCCCCCCUCUUUCCCAUUUUAGGAGGGCAUAAGUAGAGACAAUAUUUGAUGGUUUUAUUUUUAGUCCAAUUAGAUUUUUAAAACAGAAGAUUUCUGUGUUAAUUGUUGAUAUUUUUAUAAAAGCUGUUUCGUAAUACCUACCAAAAUAGUGGUAAAAUUUAUAUGCUGCAUUUGUAUGAUUAUAUAAUUUGCAAUAAAUUGGUUUUAAAUUUUAAAACAAUAAAAAUAACAAUAAAAAUAAUUUAGGAAACAUUCGUGGUUUAAAAGUGAUUCAAUAAGAGAUGCACAGAAAUAAUUUUUAGUUUUUAGUUUUCCAGGAAGAAUAACAACAAUUUUUGGAAGCAAAAAUUAAAUUAAUUUUUCUGAUCAAAGCACUAUGGUACAAUUAUUUUCCUGGAAAUGACAUUCCUUGAAUUCCAACCAUUAAAAGAUUACUUUUUUUUAAUGAUUUGAAUCAAGUAUUGGUUAAAUGCUUCCUAAUUCCAAGAUAUAACUUGCUCUUUGUUUCUAUAAGGUGUAUUAACUUUUAUUUUGGUGCUAAAUGUUGUAUUAACUUGCAUUUCGGUGUUAUCGCAAUUCACCAUAUAACCUUGUUCCUAGGCAUAAGGCUGAGUAAGGGAAGAGGUGAGGGUCGUUCCUGACCGACCAACCCGUCCUCGGGUGUGACUGUUUUCCCAGCAGGCCAAUUUUGGGGGUACUUCCAAUCCUACACAAGCGUUCGGGUCAUGGCAACUAUGGUGGUGGAUUCGCAGUGGGAUGUUUUCCUGGCUGACCUAUUUUGUGGGGUACUCCAGCCACUGCUGUGUUGGCUAGAACCAAGGCAGGGCGCAAGGGUCGAGCCCAGGUCACUGAGCCAUGUUCCCUGCCCUUCCCUCGGGGUCGGCGGGGCACCGGCGAAGAGCCCAGCUGGGGGAAAGAAGAGCUGACAUUAGAGAAAUCCCAAGUGUGGGAUGAUUUCCUUAUUUAUAUUUACAAGACUGACAAAUAGUAUGAUUUGUGUGACCAGAAAUUCACAACUUAUUUUUGUAUCAAUUUUCUUAUUCUAUCCAAACUUAAUAGUUCAAAUUUAUGUUAAUUUGAUUUUAAAAGCAUUAACAUUAAGAGAUUCACUAGUUUAUUACUUUAAAACUAAUUAUUAAAAUUAUAAUUAUAGUUAAACAAAAUCAAUUGCAAACUAAUGACAAAAAUACAUUAACAAAAUUACAACUCGUAUGUACAUACCGUGGUCCUUGUGCAUUAUGGAAAUAAAAUAAAUGUUACAUACAAUUUAGUCCUUGGCUUUCUAGCAAUGAUGUCAGGCUUUGCAAGCAACAUCCUGACAACUUCCUCAAAUGAAGCAUAGAUGUAACUAAUAGCAGAGCUGGCAUGCAGUGUUUCUACCCUCUGUCUCUGUCUGGAUGGCUGUUGGUGGAGGCGGGGCAAGACGAGAUGUCAAGAGGCGGGAGCUGGUGCAGGCAGCUAGUGUGUGGCAGGCUCUGUACUGGUCGUUAACUGCUUGGAUGCGGCCGUUUAUACCGUCCUGGUCAGAGUGAUGACGCGAAGGAGGGCUGAAAGGCUUAGACUCACCCCUCUCUCUAAAACUCUGGAGGGGUGGCAAGCAACUGGUUGCACGGAAGGUUGCUGGCUGCCCAGCGCGAGCAAGGUCCCGUGAACACACAGGGAGUGGCAGACAUUGGUGCUCUUUGAUUGUGGAGCAGGCAUGCUACAUUUCUGUUACUACAAGUGUUACCACAAUAAUUUAAAUUAGCACCAUUACAGUAUUUUAGUUUUAUUUCCUAACAGCAACUGCUUUGGCCCACACAAAUUUAUUUUGGGGUUCUCAGGUUCUUCAUUCCAAAAAGCACUUUUUUUUUGACUAACUUAGCUCAGAAAAUGAGUAUCUUAAAAUUGAUAGUUUUUAACAUUUGUUGGGUUUAUGCAAUUUUAUGAUGCACUUAAUUAUUGCAUUUUGUAUACUGAAAAUGAUGUGCAGCUUACAAUAUUGAUGAAAUUCUUCAUAUGCUGGCAAACACAUUCACGUUUGUAUACAAGUAUAAAUAACAUUUAGUAAGACAAUAAUUCAGGAGUGGAUAGUGAACUGUCACAUUAAGGUAAAAUGCUGGUAAUCACAUGCAGUUUUUAAAUCAGGCUUCUGUUUCUUUUAGAAAGAACGACCUCUCCUUGCUCAAGGUUGAAGCAGCUUAGUAAAUGUAAGGUAGGUCAGGACAGCCACCUUUGCACAAAACCUGUUCUAACUACAACACGAACUAACUCCCCGUAUUUAACAUUCUCCUGUUUCUUCAACUGAAGUGUAUUUUAUAUUUGUAGGUUAACAUUUUCUUUCCGAAAACUUGAGGUUGAAAAGAGGAAUGUGUCUUAGAAUUAAUGGUAUCUUAGAUUUGAGUAUAUAUCUUUUGUAGUUCCAUCUGUAAAAAACAAUAAGUUUUUUUGUACUAGAGUAUAUAAAUUUGAAGUUUAAAUACAAAUUGAUUUAAAAAGUAUGGAAUAGGAAUAUUUUAAGAACUGUGAAUCGGUGAAUCCCUACUUUUUACAAAAAUGAAUGGUAUUACUAUUAGCUGAGCCACUAUGACAAUCUCUGUAAUCACCUUCCUUUAAAGUAAUGUGUAUUUUGUGUUUUAGAAUGUUUUAAACAUCAUUAUUGAUAUAAAUUUUUUUAUAUUUAAUGGAUUAUAAUUCAGCAUUUUAUAAUAUAGACAUUUUGUUAAGAGAACUUAUUUUAAUUUUAUGGUCUUUUGAAGUGUUAAAGUUUUGCUCUGUACUGUUAGGGAAAAAACAAGAUAAUUUUUUAAUGCUAAUUCUGGCAAUGUUGUUAUAUUUAUACCCAGCAUGCUGCUUUUAACUGAGCAGAGUUAUGCUAGAACAAAAAACAGUAUUGUUUGUUACAUAGUUUUAUUUUUGUAUUUAUGUUUGAAUUGAUUGUAUUAAAUUAAAAUUCAGAUGUUUUCUAGUGAAAUUUAUUUUAGUUGUUACAACUUAAAUGGAAAUAAAAGACGUCACCUUUGUCUGAGAAUUUAUAUAUCUCUCAUCUACCUGUAUGAUGGCCAUCAGUGUAUUUGGAUGAGUGCAUAGAAAUAACUUGAACUGAAACUGGGGUAUGUCCAAGAAGAAAGAGGUGUUAAAUCUGUGCACAUGUACAAAGAAUUACUUUGAAUAAAUAUUUUGAAGGGGGA
This is a messenger RNA of Bacillus rossius redtenbacheri, 7071 nucleotides long. Its product is annotated as succinate-semialdehyde dehydrogenase, mitochondrial-like. Lineage: Eukaryota; Metazoa; Arthropoda; Insecta; Phasmatodea; Bacillidae. The transcript is spliced from 9 exons. Gene Ontology annotation, cellular component: mitochondrion. Bases 137 to 1654 code for a protein of 505 amino acids. Gene Ontology annotation, biological process: GABA catabolic process. Gene Ontology annotation, molecular function: succinate-semialdehyde dehydrogenase (NAD+) activity. The record is from RefSeq and is a predicted model, not a curated record.